AUGGGCUCCCGCCGGCUGCUGGUGCUGAUGCUGCUUCAGGCAGUUUGGAAAGGUGCUUUGGGAAAAUCCCACUCACUGCACACCCGAGGAAUCAUCGAAUUGGCAGGAGCUAUAACGUGUGGCACGGGACGGUCUCCCUUGGCAUACGUUGGCUACGGAUGCUACUGUGGACUGGGAGGACAAGGCUGGCCUAGAGAUAAAACAGACUGGUGCUGCCACAGGCAUGACUGCUGCUAUGACAAGGCAGAGAAGGCAGGCUGCAACCCCAAGGUGCAGCAGUACAAGUGGGCAUGUGAGCAGAACACUGUCCGGUGCGAUAACCUGACAGACCAAUGUGAAAAAAUGGUGUGCCUGUGUGACCAAGAAGCAGCCAAGUGUUGGGGAGCAGCCCCAUACAACCCACACUUCUUCCUCUGGCCAGAUUUUUUAUGUGGACAGACUCAUCCCACCUGCCAUUUCAGUUAUGGAGGGGCAGAGUAGUCUUUUUGGGACCUUUCUUCUAAUCCUUUGAAUUUGAAGGUGCUGGAAUAAAGUCUAAUCUCUUUUACCAGAGC
Molecule: messenger RNA, 554 nt
Organism: Mesitornis unicolor (brown roatelo)
Lineage: Eukaryota; Metazoa; Chordata; Aves; Mesitornithiformes; Mesitornithidae
Product: group 10 secretory phospholipase A2-like
Exons: 4
Coding region: 1-480 (159 amino acids)
Biological process (GO): arachidonate secretion; phospholipid metabolic process; lipid catabolic process
Molecular function (GO): calcium ion binding; phospholipid binding
Source: RefSeq, a predicted model, not a curated record